GAACGAAAUAUAAAUUAUACGAGGUUGAAAUUUAGUCUGAGACCUAGACUCCAUACCCCGAGUUUCCUGUGUAAACUUGUCAUUGUAAAAAUUGGAGCCUGUCUGAACCCUCUUUCCAAUUUCCCACAGCUCGCCUCCAAGCCACAAUGGUUCGGAUGAGUGUUCUGGCAGACGCACUCCGGUGCAUCUGCAAUGCAGAGAAGCGCUGCAAACGCCAAGUGAUGAUCAGACCCUGCUCCAAGGUCAUCAUCAAGUUUCUCAUGGUCAUGAUGAAGCAUGGCUACAUCGGUGAGUUUGAGAUCAUCGAUGACCACAGAGGAGGCAAGAUUGUGGUCAACCUGACUGGGCGUCUCAACAAGUGUGGUGUCAUCAGCCCUCGCUUUGACGUAUCGCUGAAGGAGAUAGAAACCUGGACCGGUAGCCUGCUUCCGUCCAGACAGUUUGGAUAUGUCGUCCUCACAACAUCCAGUGGCAUCAUGGAUCACGAAGAGGCGAGACGGAAGCACGUCGGAGGAAAAAUGCUGGGUUUCUUUUUCUGAUUCGAUACUCCUUCAAUAACUUAACAAGACAGGGAGCCGACAGGGCGGGGGGGGGGGGGGGGGGGGGGGGGCUAGCAGAAUGCAACAACUUUAUAAAGGGAAAACCCAUAAAAUUGUACACUUGUUUAAUAAAAGCAAAGAUGGGCCGCCAUGUUAGACCAUAUGAACAGUUGAGGGAAUAAACAAACGUUGAAAACAGAACCAGGAAAAA
This is a messenger RNA of Patiria miniata (bat star), 750 nucleotides long. RefSeq names its product 40S ribosomal protein S15a (gene rps15a). Bases 147 to 539 code for a protein of 130 amino acids. Gene Ontology annotation, biological process: translation. Lineage: Eukaryota; Metazoa; Echinodermata; Asteroidea; Valvatida; Asterinidae. Gene Ontology annotation, cellular component: cytosolic small ribosomal subunit; ribosome. The transcript is spliced from 5 exons. Gene Ontology annotation, molecular function: structural constituent of ribosome. The record is from RefSeq and is a predicted model, not a curated record.